AUAAUGGGAAUAGCAGUUCUUGGGUAGACUUCUCCUUCUUCUAAGUUAAUUCCACUUCCACCAUUUUUCAACUCAUGCUUUUCCAGCAGGGAAAGGCGACUGGCCAAGCUCAGAUGGUCUCCUUCUCUGGAUCAGCAUCUUUAGCAGAAGAUAGAGAAGAGACUUCAGCAUCACUGACUUUUCAGGACACAGGCAGAGAUGAAUAGAAACAGAUGGACACCACCUGCUGAUUCUCCCCACAAACAAUUUAGAAGCUAUUGGCCCCAGCUGACCCCCUGGAUUUAUGGGCUCCCCAUCCUGUUCUUGACUGACUAUUUUAUUACCAGCGGUGUAGGAGAGUCUAAUUUGGAGUUGAGGCUGGCCAAUGGGAGCAGCAGAUGUGCUGGGAUAGUGGAGGUGAAAUUCCAGGGUCAGUGGGGUUUAGUGUGCAAUGAUGGCUGGGGAAAAAAUGAGAUUUCUGUGGUCUGCAAGCAACUGGGAUGUCCAUCUACCUUCAUCAUCCCUGGAUGGAAGAAUAUGACUGUUGCACCUGCACCUUUCUGGAUGGCUGGUGUUUUCUGUGAUGGGAGUGAAUCUACACUUUGGGACUGCAGACACAAUGGUUGGAGGGAGCAUGAUUGCUCUCAAAGUCAAGAUGCCCAAGUGACCUGCACAAGUGAAGAAGAGCUGGAACUGAGAUUAGCAGAUGGGUCUAAUCGCUGUGAAGGCAGAGUGGAGAUAAAAAUCAAAGAACAAUGGGGGACUGUGUGUGAUGAUAGUUGGGGCAAAACGGAGGCUUCCAUAGUGUGUAGACAGCUGGGAUGUGGAUCAGUUCUUCAUUUCCUUGGGGAUGCUAAAAAUGGAUCUGGACCCAUUUGGUUUGAUGACGUUUCUUGCAAUGGUAAUGAAUCAGCUCUCUGGAACUGCCGACACAAUGGAUGGGGGGAACAUAAUUGUCAUCAUGACGAGGAUGUAUCUGUUCUCUGCUCAAAGGGAGCAGAACUAGCCCUGAGACUGGGAAGUGGAAUGAACACCUGUUCAGGGCGAGUGGAGGUGAGAGUAAAUAACCAGUGGGGAACAGUCUGUGAUGACAACUGGAACAAGAAUGCUGGGGCUGUGGUGUGCAGGCAGGCAGGAUGCCCUUCUGCAUUUAGUGUCCUGAUAAAAGUUAAUGCUAGUGAUGACAUUGAAAACAUUUGGUUUGAUGAUGUUUCCUGCAAUGGGAAUGAGUCAGCUCUAUGGGAUUGCAAACACAGAGGAUGGAAAAAACAUGACUGUGAACACUCUGAGGAUGCUGGAGUGUUAUGUUCAGACUCAUCUGCCCUGGAGCUGAGGCUUCUUGGGGGAAGCAGCCAGUGUUCAGGGGUAGUGGAGGUAACAGUCGGUGAGGAGGUGGGAGUUGUGUGCAGAAGAAGCUGGUCACUGGAUGAAGCCACCAUGGUCUGCAGGCAGCUGGGUUGUGGAACAGCUGUCAGCAUCGCCUUGGAGUACAAUUUUGAAGACAUGCCUGAGCACACCUGGAUCACUGGAAUUAAAUGCUCUGGAAAAGAGGAAUCUUUUUGGGAUUGUGGGAAUUGGGAAUGGGGAAAGCUUUCCUGUCAGGAGGAUGAAAAAGCUGCUGUCAUCUGCUCAGAACACAUGCAGCCACGACUGAGUGGAGGAGAUUUUCCCUGCUCUGGGAGAGUGGAAGUGAAGUACCAGGGCAGCUGGGUCUCGGUCUGCAGUCCUGAUUUUCCUCUUCAGACUGCUAACGUGUUGUGCCGGGAGCUGCAGUGUGGCACCCUUGUCUCCAUCCUCGAUGGGGCGCACUUUGGAGAAGGAGAUGGCCAGGUUCUGCCUGAAGAACUGCAGUGUGAAGGCAGUGAGAACCAUAUCACAUUGUGUCCCACAAGCUCCGUUCAUGGCAGGGAAUGCAGCUUCAACAGAACCAUUGGCAUCAUCUGUUCAAGGUACAGAGAUUUCCAGCUGGUGGAUGGCAACUCCAGGUGUGAGGGGCGUGUUGAGAUGCAAGUCCAAGGGGUCUGGGGAGCCCUCUGUGGCUCCCACUGGGAUCUGACCAAUGCCAAUGUUCUCUGCAAGCAGCUUGACUGUGGAGUUGCUGUCUCAAUACCCACAGGAGCGCAUUUUGGGAAAGCCAGAGGCCCUGUAUGGGGGCACAGAUUUCAUUGCUCAGGGACUGAACUCCACCUGGACAGUUGUCCAAUGACUGCCUUGGGAGCCCCAAUUUGUUCCUCCACAAACAUUGCUUCCGUGAACUGCUCAGGAAACCAGUGGGAUGCUCAAUUCCAGUGCCAAAGUGCCCAUCCUCAGUCACCGUUGUGUUCAGAGCUGAGAAAUAUAAACCUUGCAAAUGGGGGAGAUCGUUGUGCCGGAAGAGUUGAGGUUUACCAUGCGGGUUCCUGGGGCACCAUCUGUGACGACUCCUGGGAUCUAAAUGAUGCCCAUGUUGUGUGCAGACAGCUUGGCUGUGGAGUGGCCCUCAAUGCCACCGUUAGCGCUCACUUUGGAGCAGGAACUGGACCCAUCUGGCUGGAUGAUAUGAACUGCUUUGGGAAUGAAUCCUCAGUGUGGCAAUGUCCCUCAAAAGACUGGGGUCAGCAUGAAUGCAGGCACAAGGAAGACGCAGGAGUGCUCUGCUCAGUUGAUGACUUCAGGAUGUUCAAGCCCCAGCUAACUACUGCAGUGAUGGAGCAACUUUAUAGGAAAGGAGUCACAAGGGAGGUCAUGUCUCUGAGGCUACUCAGUGAGACCAACACCCCGGCCUGUGCAGGACGACUGGAAGUCUUUUACAAUGGGACCUGGGGCAGUGUUGGCAGACACAACAUGACUGCAGUCACUGUGGAAGUGAUCUGCAGGCAUUUAGGCUGUGGGGACAGUGGGAUUCUUGACCCUGCUCCUACAAACAAGGCAAGUUCCAGAACCAUGUGGGUCAAAGGUGUUCAGUGUCCUAAGGGGCCCACCUCCCUGUGGCAGUGUCCAUCAGAUCCAUGGAAGAAGACACCAUCCAGUGCAAGAGAGGAGGCCUGGAUUACAUGUAUUGGCAAGCUACGGCUCCAAGGAGGAGACAAAUGUUCAGGGCGUGUGGAGGUCUGGCACGAAGGCUCUUGGGGUACAGUGUGUGAUGAUUCCUGGGAUCUGGCUGACGCUGAAGUGGUCUGUCGACAACUGGGCUGUGGUUCAGCCUUGGGUGCCUCCGUGGAGGCUGCAUUCGGCAGAGGAACUGGACGCAUCUGGCUGAAUAAUAUUCAUUGUAAAGGGAAUGAGUCCUCUCUGUGGGAUUGCGUUGCUGAUCCCUGGGGGCAGGCAGACUGUGGGCACAAAGAAGAUGCUGGUGUGAGAUGCUCAGGUGUUCCCAUGACUACAGAACCUCAGGAAUUCUCAGGUCACAAAACCCUCAAGCUGUUCUGGAUCCUUGGGGUCAUCUUGAUAGUACUGUUCCUGCUUGCUCUCUUCCUCUGGGCAAAGGCUAGAAGAUGGACUCAUCAAGUCAGAGGAAAUAUUCUUCAGAAUGCUGUUUACAAGAAGAUGGAUGUUCACCAGAAGGAGCAUGAAGACCCGCAUCUAUUCAGUCACCCAGAAGCUCCUAAUGGCAUAAGUGGUAUCCCAAGAUCUGAUUCGGAAGUUGCUGCAGAAGUCUCUGAGCCUGAACCACUUUCCAUUUCCUGGAUUAACAAAAGGGAUGCCAUGGCAAUUCCAGAAGAAAGGAGCAGGAACAGAAACUCCACAAGUCAACAUCUACAAUUCCUUGAAAGAGACACAACCUUUUGAAUAGAAUUUGGAUAAAAUCAUCUGUUGGAUAAACACUAUUGUGAUGUAGAGCUCAACUUCUCUGAUUAGAACUAUAAGAACAACUAAGUUUAGAAGGAAGUAGUGACUAAGAUGUUGAGAAGUAUAUAUAUCCUCCCUUGGGAAUGAUAUUGAUGGAGAUUUACAUCGUCCUGUUGUUCUUCUAAGACUUUUUGAUUGCUUUAUUCCUAGGGUAUUUGAAUCUAAUCCAGGGCAAUUUUAUCAAUCUCUAGUUUGUGCCUACUUGUCAGAGUGAUAGGUUGUGUCCAAAAUCAUAAAGUUUGAUACUAAACUCAAGUUUUUUCACAGGAUAGUCAAGAUAACCUACUAGUCUGUGAUUGUCCUACUACAGGAAUCACAAUGACGAGAUUCAGUGAAUAAAGUCAUAUUCCAGAGAAAAUAUGGCUUGGGAAAAGAAAGCAAGAAUUUUUAAUGGGAUACAAAAAGAUUUUGGAGAAAGAACAAAAUGUCCAGACAUUCAUGAUUUUUUUUUUCAGAUUUUUGCUUGUCCUGAGCAUGCUUGUCUACUGUGACUCUCCAGAUCACAUAUAUAUUUUUAGACUGAUUCUGACUGCUUCAUGACACCAAUUUAUAUGGUCAUUUCAUAUCUCUCAUUUUUAGAUGUUGGUUAUUUCUAAUAGCACAUUAAAUUUCCAUUCGUAUGUCACUUACUUUGCUAUUUUCUGAUCAAUGGGCAUUUGCUUUUAUUGCCAGUUUUUGCUCAUCUCAGGAAGCAUUGCUGUCAAGUCAAUCAACAAGCAUUUUAUUAUGUAUCUACUCUGUAUCAAUCACUAUGCUAAGUGCUGGAGAUAGGAAAAAAAAAGGCAAAAACAGUUCCUGUCCUCAAGAAGCUCAUCGUUUAAUGGGAGAGACAACAUUGGGGAUAAUCUUAGGAGGUACCAGCAUUAAGGAAGGUUGGGAAUGGAUUCUUUCAAAAAGUCAGUUUAAUUAGUUGAGAUUUGAGUAAUGCCAGGGAAUCCAGGACAGAAUGAUCAGCAUGGAGAAUAGUUAGUGAAAUUGUAUAAUCAUGAGAUGGAAUGUUUUGUGCAAGCACAGUAAGGAGAUCAGUUCCACAUAUUGAACUGAAGAAUGCCAGGAGAAGUGUAAGUGGUAAAAAAAAAAAAAAAAAAAAAAAA
Sarcophilus harrisii (Tasmanian devil) is the source of this 4901-nucleotide messenger RNA. RefSeq names its product CD163 molecule (gene CD163). The transcript is spliced from 18 exons. Gene Ontology annotation, cellular component: membrane. The record is from RefSeq and is a predicted model, not a curated record. NCBI's taxonomy places the organism in Eukaryota, Metazoa, Chordata, Mammalia, Dasyuromorphia, Dasyuridae. The coding region runs from base 199 to 3747 and encodes 1182 amino acids.